This is a messenger RNA of Lactuca saligna, 860 nucleotides long. NCBI's taxonomy places the organism in Eukaryota, Viridiplantae, Streptophyta, Magnoliopsida, Asterales, Asteraceae. The record is from the annotation of a GenBank genome assembly.
GACAUAGUUGAGGGACUAAUUUAGAAAUUUUGGUGACAAAUGAGAGGGAUUCACUCUUCAUUGCGUUCCUCUUCACGAAGCAAAUACAGCCCUGGCCAUGGUGAAGAUAGCUUCAGCUUCAGCUUCUGCUGAAACCUCUCCAAAAACUGCUCAUAGGAAAACGGCGUUGAGACCAAAAUCGUCGGUGGCCGUGAAACAAAACAGUGCAGCGAAGAGGCCGAAGACGACGGCGGCGGCGGCUAAGAAGAAAGCAUCCAAAUUAGAUGCUAAUAAACCCAAAAAACCUCCCACUGCGUUCUUCUAUUUCUUGGAGGAUUUUCGUAAAGAAUUCCAAGAGCAGAAUCCAGAUGUCAAAUCAAUGCGUGAGGUUGGCAAAGCAUGUGGAGAGAAAUGGAAGAUCAUGACUUAUGAGGAGAAAGUUCAGUAUUAUGAUGUAGCAACUGAGAAAAGAGCAGAGUUUGAGAAAGCUAUGGCUUGCUAUCACCAAAAAAAGGAAAGUGGAGAAUAUGAUGAGUUUGAUGAAGACUCGGAUUUUGAUGAAUGAAUAAGUUUGCAUUUGAUGUAUGACAUAGGAACAAUGGUAGUAGUGAUGGAUAUUUUGUAUAGUGAAUAUCAAAAUUCAAAACAUGUUUUUUUGAAACUGAUUUUAUGUAAAUCAUUUCAAUUCAUCUUUUUGGAAAAGUUACAAAUAUCGUCCUUGUGGUUUAUUGGUUUUUAUGUGUAUGGUCCUUAUGUUACAUUGGUUGUCGUUUUUGUCCCCAAAAUGAUUCUUAUGUAAAUGGUUUAUUGUAUUUUUUUUAUAUUGUUUUACAUUCGUAUUAGUGGUAAUGUUUUUAUGCAACUUUAUUUAAAUUACUAAG